UCGAAUAAACUGAUAAAGUAUUCCCGUUAAUAUCGGAAAAUUCUUUAUCUCUAAAUACAAAGAAAAGUAAUUUCUUGAUCGUGAGCGCUUUGAUGAAUUCAAAUAAUUUUUGCCCAAUAGGGUUUCAUAAUAUAUUUUUAUUUUACCAAUACAAUAUGUCAUUAUUUUAUAAAUGCAUUUAUAUAAUAAUGCUUAUGCAAUAUAAUAGUGUUAAUAGUAUUAAUAUUGAUAGUAAUAACUUAUUAUUAACAUAUUUAACACCAAUUAGACAACAACAAUCACAGCAUUAUGAACAGCAAGAACAACCUAAAAUUGGUUAUGAAAGUUAUCAAAGAGACGAUAAUUUAACUUUUAUAUAUAUAAGUGAUCCUUUAGCAGUUAAAAGGAAUAUAACUAAUAAUAAUGUUUUAUUAAAUGUAAAUAAAAUUGAUAAUCCGUUUGAAAUUAUAUAUCAAUGGAAAUAUUUAGAUUUUGAAUUUAAUACAUAUCAGAGACGUAAACUGGCGAUAUCAAGAAGUGAAUACAUACCAGAAAAUAAUUUACCACUUGGUAUUGAUAUAUCAUCAGAUCGUAUAUUUGUAACAACACCAAGAUGGAAAGAUGGUGUACCAGCUAGUUUAAAUUUUUUACCGAAGAAUCCAAAUGAAUUGAGUCCAUUAUUACAACCAUAUCCAAAUUUAGAUGAACAUGGUGAUCCAUAUAAUCCAGACUGCAAUAAAUUGAUAUCAGUUUACAGGACACAAAUUGAUGAAUGUGGUAGAUUAUGGUGUAUUGAUUCUGGUAUUGUAAAUGCAACUGUAAAUCUAAAUCAAAUAUGCCCGCCGAAAAUUGUUGCAUACGAUUUGAAUUCUAAUAAAAGAGUAGUAAACUACAAUUUACCACCAGAACAGAUUAAACAAGAAUCGCUUCAUUCAAAUAUUAUUGUCGAUAUUAGGGAUGGUAUUUGUAAUGAUGCAUAUGCUUAUGUAACUGAUGUAUGGCGUUAUGGCAUCGUUGUUUAUAGUUUAGCGAGAAAUCAAAGCUGGCGUACAACAAAUCAUUUUUAUUACCCAACACCAGAAUAUAGUGAUUUUAAUGUAUAUGGAUUAAAUUUUCAAUGGCCUGAUGGUGCAUUUGGUAUGAGUUUAUCACCAGCUAAUGGGUAUAAAGAUCGAUUACUAUUCUUUCAUCCGAUGGCAAGUAAUAAAGAAUUUGCAGUAUCAACAAAUAUUCUUCGUGAUGAAUCAUUAUGGCUUCCAGGUGGCUCUGGUGCACCUAAAUCAGUUAUACAAAUUGGUAAUCGAGGUUUAAAUGGACAAUCUUCAACAUCUGGUAUUAGUAAAAAUCAAAUAAUGUUCUUUACAUUAGUUCAUCGUGAUUCAGUUGGAUGCUGGGAUAUAAACAAGCCAUAUACUAAACAGAAUUUAAAUAUUAUUGCACAAAAUGAUUCUGGUAUUGUAUUUCCAAAUGAUUUAAAAAUUGAUAAGGAUAUUAAUCAAAAUGUUUGGAUAAUAAGUAAUAAAUUACCGAUAUUUUUAUAUUCUCAAUUAAAUUAUAAUGAAAUCAAUUUUAAAAUAAUGCGAGCUAAUAUUAAUAAUGCAAUUAAAAACACAAUAUGCAAUCCAAAUAUACCAGCAAUACAAAAUGUUGAACCGGAAUAUGAAGAAUGCUUUUGAGAAAAAAAUUUAAUAAAAUAAACAAAUUUGCUUUUAAAUGUUUUUUAUGUAAUUAAUUUCAUUAAUUUAGCCUAUUUAGAUGUAUGUAUAAUAUGUAAAUGAAUAGUGUAUAAAUUUGAAUAAUAAAAAGAAUUAUAAUGCUA
Messenger RNA from Condylostylus longicornis, 1798 nucleotides. RefSeq names its product protein yellow-like. The transcript has 5 exons. NCBI's taxonomy places the organism in Eukaryota, Metazoa, Arthropoda, Insecta, Diptera, Dolichopodidae. The coding region runs from base 93 to 1655 and encodes 520 amino acids. Gene Ontology annotation, cellular component: extracellular region. The record is from RefSeq and is a predicted model, not a curated record.